AUGCAUUCGCCCUUGAGAGUAAAUGGCCCUCGAUUGAUGGAGUCGAUUCAUUCAACAUGUGAAUUUGGCAAGGCGCAUCCUUACGGGGAACAUGAAACAGAGACUGGGAUGGCUCGUUUGGCUUUAAAUGAUGAUGAUAAGAAAGUGCGUGAAUGGUUGAUCAAGCAGGUCAAGGCAGUGGGAUGCUCGGUGACAAUCGACCAGAUGGGCAAUAUAUUUGCCGUUCGACCCGGAAGAAACAAAACGGCACCACCGAUUAUGAUGGGGUCUCAUCUAGACACACAACCUACGGGGGGCCGAUAUGAUGGGAUUCUAGGUGUUCUUGCUGCUCUAGAAGCGUUGCGUACAAUACAUGAAAGUAACUACGAGACGGAGGGGCCAAUCGGCCUAAUUAACUGGACCAAUGAAGAAGGCGCAAGAUUCCCCAUGGUGACAGUAUCUUCUGGCGUUUGGGCGGAUGUAGUCCCACUCGAAACUGCCUGGAACUGUCGAGAAGUGGCUUCGCUGAGCCAACACUCAGAACUGAAAACAAUGAAAGAAGAGUUGAUACGUAUUGGAUUCCUGGGAGAGACACCAGCGUCAUACAAGGCACUACCGAUCGGGGCCCACUUUGAGCUUCACAUUGAGCAAGGGCCUAUUCUAGAGGAUGAAGGGCAGAAGAUUGGGGUGGUCACAGGUGGCCAGGCGUAUAGCUGGUUUGAAAUCGAAGUCAAAGGCCAAGACUGCCAUGCCGGUACGACUCCUCUAGCCUCUAGAAGAGAUCCUCUUCUAGCAGCGGCAAAGAUGAUUAGCGCAUCAAACAAAAUUGCUCGAGAGUCUUCAGGCCUGAUCACAACCGGAAUUCUGCGAAUGGAGCCUGGUAGCAUCAAUACCAUGGCGCAUACAGUACAGUUCACUAUGGACAUUCGUCAUCCACACGACGAGAAGGUUUCUUACAUGGUCGAAAAAUGCCGUGAGGCAUUCGAUACAAUUGCGACGAAAGACAGCGAGCGAGGGGUCAAGGUGACUUGGAAAUCGUUAACUGAGAACAUGGCAGUUAGUUUCCACCCAGACUGUAUCUCUGUGGUCGAGAAGUCUUCAGAAGAAGUUUGUGCUGGACUCAUGAAAGAAUCAUCGGACAAAGUUUUAUGGCGACACAUGACAAGUGGCGCAGGUCAUGACAGUUGCAAUGUAAGCAAGAGAUGCCCAACAGGUAUGAUCUUCACACCAACGCGAAAUGGGAUGAGCCAUACCCCGGACGAAUUUUGUAGUUCAGAGGACUGCAUACUUGGCACAGAGGUGCUUAUGGGAUCUGUUUUGAAGUACGAUAUUCUGCGGGCCCAGCAAGGACAACUUGACCAAUAG
Molecule: messenger RNA, 1344 nt
Organism: Talaromyces rugulosus
Lineage: Eukaryota; Fungi; Ascomycota; Eurotiomycetes; Eurotiales; Trichocomaceae
Exons: 3
Coding region: 1-1344 (447 amino acids)
Molecular function (GO): hydrolase activity, acting on carbon-nitrogen (but not peptide) bonds, in linear amidines
Source: RefSeq, a predicted model, not a curated record